GAGCCUCCCUCAGAGCAGGGAUGAGAACAGCCUGGCCAGAAAUGGAACUCAGCCAGCUCUCAUCUGUGUCUACAGUCACCCCCAGCUAUGAGUACUACUACGAGGACAGCUGCCAGUAUCAGCACCUGCAACAUAUGUCUAUUUUCCUCCCUAUCCUGUACACUGCUGUGUUCCUGGUGGGCAUUGUUGGCAACGCAGUCCUGAUCGUAGCCUUGGUCUUCAAGCGGCAGGUCCAGAGGCUGAUUGACGUCUUUAUCAUCAACCUCGCUGCAUCUGACUUCAUUUUCCUCAUCACGCUGCCAUUCUGGGUGGACGAGGAGGUGUUGGAUGGGAACUGGAGGGUAGGAUCUUUCCUCUGUAAAGCUAGUUCCUAUGUCAUCUCAGUCAACAUGUACUGCAGCAUCCUCCUCCUCACUUGUAUGAGUGCUGACCGAUACCUGGCUAUCAUGCACCCCUCUAUCGCUAGACGGAUCAGAACAAGAUCCUAUUCCAGAGCACUCUGCAUCUGUGUCUGGUUGUUAUCCUGCUGCUUGGGGACGCCAACCCUUUUGUCUAGAGAACUGAAGAAGCAAUAUGGAAAGACUUACUGCACAGACAAAGCCAUGACAGAAGCCAAACAGAUUGCGUCGCUGAUGCUUUUAAUCCUGGCCUUCUUCUUCCCACUGUUGAGUAUCUUAACCUUUUACUGCUCUAUCACCAAGAGACUCUGUGUGCAUUAUCAGAAGACUGGGAAACAUGAUAAGAAAUUGAGAAAAUCCAUCAAGAUCGUCUUCAUUGUAGUGGUGGCUUUUGUUGUCUCCUGGGUUCCCUUCAAUCUGUUCAAGCUUAUGGCCAUUCUUUUGGGACUCCUGAAGCAGUCUGACUGUUUUUCCAACAUGGUUGCCCAACUGGGCAUGAAGGUGAGCAACCCUUUUGCUUUUGCCAAUAGCUGUGCCAACCCCUUCAUUUAUUAUUGCUUUGACAGCUAUAUCCGCAGAGCCAUGCUCCAGUGCCUGUGCCCACGGGUGAAAAUCAGCAGCAGCAACAGCUCUGAUACUCUGGACACUCGCCUCAGUCAUUCCUUAUCCAAUUUUGGGGCAGGGGAGUAUGCUGCUAGGAAGAGGAAGCGCUCUGUGUCCCUGUGACAGGGAACUGGGACUUCUCUCUCCAAAGAUAGCAGGAAAAGAAAAAGAGAAAGGAGCAACACAGACAGAGGUGCAAGUGUAAUGCAAUCAGCGCUUCAGGUGGAAGGACUUACCCUGGAACCCCAGCACAAAUGCUACAAGCAACAGAAAAGAAUCGUGUGAUUCAAUCAAAGCCGCUCCAAGAAAAGCUCUGAACUUAAAUGUAUAUAGGUUUUUAUUUUGUGCAACAAAACCAACACAAGUGUUUCUUUUUGGUUCCUAGCGUACCCACAAACAUGUCACAAUGUUCUCAAACUAACCUAAUCAAUUCUGUUUUUUUGGAGUUUUUCUGAAUUUAGAAAUUCAAUGUUUUAAUGAAUUUGUGUGUUACCAGUUCUUAUCAUUUAAGUCCUGUGCAUUUUAAGUCUCUGCUUCUUAUUAUGGCAUUAAAUCUUUAGUUUUAAUAAAAAUGAGUAAAGUGUCUAGCCCCUGUGAUUUUAGUAAGAAAGAAGAUAACUUGAAGGCAGAGAAACCAGAAGACAAGCAAAACAGGUCCUGCAUUUAACCUUUUUCUUAAAGGAAAAAGACCAUCAAAAGCACAUUUGUGCUUUUUUAAGACUUUUUUGAGGACCUGACACAAUUUCUGACUGCUUGGGUCAGAAGUAAGGAAUCAGUCCCUCCUACUAAGGAAAAGGACACGGUGAGUUCCAGG
Molecule: messenger RNA, 1815 nt
Organism: Manacus vitellinus (golden-collared manakin)
Lineage: Eukaryota; Metazoa; Chordata; Aves; Passeriformes; Pipridae
Gene: GPR15
Product: G protein-coupled receptor 15
Exons: 1
Coding region: 21-1124 (367 amino acids)
Biological process (GO): immune response; G protein-coupled receptor signaling pathway
Cellular component (GO): membrane
Molecular function (GO): G protein-coupled receptor activity
Source: RefSeq, a predicted model, not a curated record